CGCAAGUGGCUCGGGCUCCGAACUUCCGAUGGUUCCGUUUGCCUGACCGAGGAAUCGAAAGAGGAGUCGUAGUCGGAAUGGAUGGGGAGGAGGCGGCGGCGAGCUCCAAGGCGGUCGCUCCGGCCACCAUCCGCCUCGUCAACUUCGUUUCCGAGGAGCAGCUCGACGAGGCGAAGCGGUCGAGAGGGGAGCGGGUCGAAGACGGCACCGCCCAGCGCGACAAGCCCCUAUUCCAGAUCCUUCAGGAGAAUAAGGAUAAGAAGGAUGCCGAGUUCAAUGAGCGCUUCAAACACAGACCUCCAAAGGCUUUGGAUGAGGAUGAGACAGAGUUUCUCGACAAAUUAGCUUUGUCAAGGCGAGAGUAUGAACAGCAGGUGGCUAAUGAAGAAGCUGAACAGCUCCGUAGUUUCCACGAGGCUGUAGCUGCCCAGACCAAUCUUGCUCAUGAACUUGACGAGACUCCCACUGUCUCUAGACCUGAGGAGAGCAAGCCUAAGCCACCCACGAAGAGGAGCCAGCCCGCACUCCUUAGAAACAUUAUAGUCUCGGUGAAGCCGCAAGCCAAGAAAGCAAAGGUAGAUGGGGAGAGUAAGCCUAGUCCCAAAGAGUUGUCUUCGAAUGGGCAUGAGGCAGUCCACGAGCCACCCGAUGUCGCCAAGAGCGUGCUCAGCUCUCUGGUGGCAUAUGGCGAUGAAGAUGAAAGUGGUGAUGAGGAUGACGCGCAAUAGUGUCCCAGGACAUCCAGAGUGCUCAAUGUGUGGAUACCACCAGAAUCUCCCUGCAAGGAGAUGCAACGCUGCAACAGCCCGCACGAGGUUCCCUUGGCGAAUUGCGAUAGAGGCCUACACAUCCAUGAAUUUAUUGCAGUGUACGAAUUCUUUUCGAACGGACUAAUUUGAUGUAAACCAAAGACAAUACUGCUAACGGAUGCAUUAGUGCACUAGAAAAUGCUGUAUUUUUUCUGAGCUGCUGUAGUGUCGGUGCAGUGCUGUGUACAAGUUCCAAAGGUUACUAGAAAUUAAGAGAUACUACUCCUCUAUUACCUUUUUGGUUGCUACAUCACCACCCUGUUGUACAUACAAUAAAUCAUACUUCCUCCGUUACAUAA
Molecule: messenger RNA, 1108 nt
Organism: Brachypodium distachyon (stiff brome)
Lineage: Eukaryota; Viridiplantae; Streptophyta; Magnoliopsida; Poales; Poaceae
Product: protein FAM192A
Exons: 7
Coding region: 78-728 (216 amino acids)
Cellular component (GO): nucleus
Source: RefSeq, a predicted model, not a curated record